UUUUGUCGACGUGUUAGGACAGGGGACGAGCGGGGGUUGCGCUGCGUAAUUUGGAGAUGUAAAAAAUGAUGACAAGGAUUGGUGGGGCUGUGUGACAUUGAACAUACAGGACACGAAACAGACGAGGUCGUUUAAAGAGCCAUACACCAUUUCCAAGUUUGUCAUGUCCUGGAAAAUUUUUCCACCGGGUUGUCGGUGAUAACGGAGCAGUGAACGUUACUGGGAAGUCGAGGGACAUUGUAGCAGCUGAGUGCCCGUUUAUUUGCAGAUUAUGUUAACGUUGCAACGUCUGUAGCGGCUCGGUGCAGGGAACUACCCCACAUUCAGAACAGACCGGAGACGUCAUCAGCAUUUUCCUGUAUUUAAAUGGUUGCGUAUGAGGAGGUCAUUGCUGAAAAAAAGGGGAUAUUAUUCGGAUAAAGAAGAAGGUGAAAGCCAAAAGUCAACUGAAGAUUUACUGGGUGUCCUAAAUGGGGGACUACGGGUUUGGAGUUCUGGUGAAGAACAGCAGUGGUAACAAAUCUGCUUUCCCUGUAAGGAUCCCUCCUCACCUCCAACCCCAGCACCCACACCACCCCUCCAACCCCCCCAGCCCCCCCUCCUUCGUAAACAACACCUGCUCCACCAAUGGGGGCAGUGCUUGGCUGUUUCCUGCCGUAGCCCAACACAGUAACAUGCAAGAUGAGAUUCUGGAGUCAGACAAGUCCAAGGCCUUGGACCUGCAGGACAUGCAGGAGAAGUCUCAGGUCCAGGCCCAACCUCAGGCCCUCUCUCCAGGCCAGCAGGAGGCCGGCGGAGGCUUAGGGGAGCUGGAGGGAGCUCUGCCAGAAGACGGUUCAUUGGAGAAGGGUUCUUUGGAGAGCAGCGGUGGGAAAGAGAAGCUUAGGAUGGAGUCCCCGGUGCUAAGCGGGUUUGACUACCAGGAUAGCCUGGGAAUGGGUACAAGCUGUGCACAGUCCACCUCUUCCUCCUCCUCGCUGACUAGCUUCAACAACUGGUCCCCUGCUGUCCCAUCCACUCAGUCUCCAGUGGUUGGAGACGACGUUGGAGGAUUCUUCGGCCCCGCUGGCUCCAACGCCAACGGACCUCCCCUGCUGUUCCAAAACUUCUCCCACCACGCCGGACCUGGCUUUGGAGCGGGAGGUAGCUUCUCCCCGCAGAUUGGACCAGUCUCCCAGCACCACCCUCCCACACCUCACCCCCAGCACUACCAUCCUCACGGCCAGGGGGUCCCACAGCAGCACCGGCGCUCCCCAGCUAGCCCUCACCCGCCUCAGCCCUCCUUCCCUCCGCACGCUCAUCGCACCGGAGCCUUCCCCCAGCUGCCCCACCUCGCUCCCGCUCAGAGCAAACCCCCUUCGCCUUGGGGAAGCUACCAGAGUCCCUCCACACCCACAUCCACCUCCUGGAGCCCUGGAGGUUAUGGUGGCUGGGGAGGCACGCAGGGGGUCCGAGAGUACCGGCGGGGGGUAGGUGGAGGCAUGACAGGCCUGAACUCAAUCUCCCCGCUAAAGAAAUCCUUCCCAAACAACCAGGUUCCCUCCCAGAAGUUUCCCAGAAAUAGCUCUGGCUUCAAUCAUAAGGGCUGGGUGGAGGACAGCAUGAGCCGCUGUGAUAGUGUCUACCCUUUCCAGCAGGAGAGAACACGGUCCUUUGAUGGUUUCAGUAUGCACUCUCUGGAGAACUCUCUGAUUGACAUUAUGAGGGCUGAGCAGGAUUCCUUGAAAGGUCGCUACAGCUUCUCUCACCAGGGUGGAGACGGGCCUCUACCUAUGAAUGCGAGAAGUUAUGGCAGAAGACGAGGUCAUUCCUCUCUGUUCCCCAUGGAGGAUGAGCGCUCUUUUGGAGAGGACGAGUCAGGUGACCAGGGGCUUGCUGGCCUUGGUUCAGCCCACUGUUUCCCCCACCUCAACGGUGAACGUGUGGAGCGUUACUCUCGCAAAGUGUUCGUUGGCGGGCUGCCCCCAGAUAUAGAUGAAGAUGAAAUCACUGCCAGUUUCCGUCGCUUUGGUCACUUGUUUGUAGACUGGCCUCACAAGGCAGAGAGCAAGUCCUAUUUUCCACCAAAAGGAUAUGCGUUCCUGCUGUUUCAAGACGAGAGCUCUGUUCAGGCUCUGAUUGAUGCCUGCAUUCAAGAGGAUGGGAAGCUUUACCUGUGUGUCUCCAGCCCCACCAUCAAAGACAAGCCUGUCCAGAUCCGACCCUGGAACCUAAAUGACAGUGACUUUGUAAUGGACGGCUCUCAGCCGUUGGACCCAAGGAAGACCAUCUUUGUAGGAGGUGUCCCUCGUCCCCUUCGCGCAGUGGAGCUUGCCAUGAUCAUGGAUCGUCUGUAUGGGGGAGUGUGUUACGCUGGGAUUGACACAGACCCUGAACUCAAGUAUCCAAAAGGGGCGGGGCGAGUGGCCUUCUCCAAUCAGCAAAGCUACAUUGCAGCCAUUAGUGCCCGAUUUGUUCAACUGCAGCACGGGGAGAUUGAUAAACGGGUGGAAGUGAAGCCAUAUGUUCUGGACGACCAGCUGUGUGAUGAGUGCCAGGGCACCCGCUGUGGGGGGAAGUUCGCUCCUUUCUUCUGCGCCAACGUGACCUGUCUGCAGUACUACUGUGAGUACUGCUGGGCAGCCAUCCACUCCCGGGCUGGCCGCGAGUUCCACAAGCCGCUGGUGAAGGAGGGCGGGGACCGACCACGACACAUCUCCUUCCGCUGGAACUAAGGCGAGAGGGCAAGGGAGGGAGAGAACGCAGGAUCGGGGAGGGAUUGAGAGAAAAGGGGUAGUUAGGGAAGGGGUACGGGCUACGAUAUGAAAAAUAAAUGCACUUUUCUUUUAAGUUAAAAAAAAAAAAAAUACUUAAUUUAUUUUUUAUUUUUUUUUAAUUGGGCCCUCUAAAAGAAGUAAAUGCUAAGAAGAGAGUGAAAUCCCAUUUAUGUUUUGACUUUAAGUGUGCAUGAGCAUAUGGAUGCAUUAGAUUUGGAUUUAGAUGUUUUCUGACUUGACUGUACUUUCUGUUGGUGUUAGCUGGCAAAGCUGCUUACAUUUGUUGUCAAGAGUAACAUAAAAUUUAAGUGAGGUUCAUCAUACCUAAAUCAGUAUACUAACUAUGGAAGUUGCGUUUUAAGAAGGGUGCAUUUUCUUACUUUUUGCUUGCAGGAUUAGAGAACAACUGUACCAUUUACCAAAGGUUGAGUGCAAAUGGUUGGGUUGAACAGAGGAGGAACACCGUUUCAGAUGGUCGGAUGAUGAUUGAGUUUUUUUUCAAGCAGCUCAGUGUACAGAAUCUGGCCACGUCACAAAACAAAAUCUCCCCUCAGUCUGGCACAUGUGUUUAGAUUGCUGGCAUGAGUUUUUAGGUCUUGGUUUAAAAGUCGACACUUUGUAACCAGAAAGGGCAAACCAAAGAUUGGCCUAAAACGCAUCAUCAAAAGCAGAUGUUGAUCUGAGGGUUGUCAAGGAGAAUGGUGUGUCCUCUUGUCAUAUGGCGGAGGAAGGCUGGAGUUGUCUGGAGUUUCGGUCAGUGGGUUUCAGCUAAUAAAGACACAGCCCUCAGGGCUCAGGUAUUGGCAGUAGUAUUUGCUCACUUUAUAUUGUCAGGGAUAUUAGCACUGGAAGCUAACAUGCUAAUGUAGUACAAACUAAUGGGAAUGCACAGUCCAGUCUCCCUGAGCUGUCCUCAUGGUGUACCACUGCACGCUCUACCAUGACUGGAGCUUCUAUCACAAGUGUUGUGGUUGGAUAUGGUAGUAGCUAGAAUUUGCUGUCACAGAGAUAAAGAUAUUAUUUUAUACAUGGCCUGCUGAUUUUUGUACAGUGUUUUAUAGCUGAUUAUUUUGUCAUGAACAUAUAUACAUUUAUUAUGCACUACUUUUCUAAAUAUUUUUUUCAAUAGUCAUUUUAGGCACAUUUUUCACAGAUGGGAGAACUCCUUUUGCAAUACCUCAUUUUUUUCACUUGGUGAAAAAUAAUUUUGUACCUUUGUUACUAAGAGAUCUGCAUUUAUGGUAAACUUAAUUUAAAAAAGAAAAUGAAUGAUAUUAAUAUAAUUUUCAAUUAGCUUUUAUAUAUUUAAGUGCUGGUAAAUCUGAAAAUUGUCUGGUGCAUUGGUGUGAUUCUGUAGAUAAAAAAAAAAAAAUAAGGCUAUCAUUAGCCAGUCAUAUAUGGAUUCUCCUCUGUCCUAAUUAACAUAAUUACAGGAUCCUAAGGCAUGACAAGACCUUUCUAAAAUGAUUUUGAUAGUCUUGAAAAUAUAUUCUGAUAUUUCGCUCCUAGGUGUAGUCAAUAAGAUUAUCAAUAGGGUAAAUGUUUUGGCUUUGGUCAACGUGAAAUCUUCCCUUCUAUCACCGGAGUGGAUAUCAGCUGUUUGAAUAUUUAGAUCCUCUUUAUGGGACUGCCUGUAAGUUCUACUUAUUCUUGGCAUGCAUAAUGUAAUACAAAAAUAACAUGGCUAGUGUUAAUGCAGGACCUAAUGUAAUGCACUAGAUCUCCUUUUUGCUUUUUAACUUUCUUUUCCUUAUCUCUUUGAGAUCACCUCUCUUGUAGCCUCUCUUUACAUGAUGGAGUCUGCCUUCCUUACACAGACAUGAUGUUUAUGCAAUCUACACAGUGACAACACUUUGGAUGCGUUUUGUAAUGUAGAGGUAGGACAUAGGUGAGAAGACUUGAUCACUUGACCCCCUUUGUGAUGUGGCAUGCUUUGGGACAUAACCUGAAUGUGAUUUAAUGUUGCAAGUUAACUUUGAGCCAUUAUGUGCAAUACUUAUUCUUUCCAGAAACAAGUCUCCGCAGUGUAAGUCAUUUAAUCCAUAUAAACCAUGCAGUCAUUUACACAUUAUUUGUUUCCUAUUGUUCAUGCUGAUGUCUGCAAGAAAAAAAAACUAAUUUAUACCUGAAUUUAUUUUUAAACAUUAGUUUUGUGCUUAUUUACUUAUUUUGCUACUACCAUGCUACUGUGAUUGAAAACAUUGUAUAUACUAGGUCGAUAAUGUAUUUAGCAUUUGCUAUAUUUUCAAUUGAAAUGUAUACCUAUCAUUUUGAUCAGAUUUUUGUUAUAUUUUUGGGGUGAUGUGUUAAACUCGUUGAUGUGUCUAGUUUUUCUAAUUGCUGUAUUGUGCUCCACAUUUUCAGAUGAAAAGAAUAUUGAUUAUGUCUGUUAGUAUUACUUGAUUGCAAGAUUUCAAUAGUUUUUAAUUGUAUGCUGGGAAGGUUAUAUUUAUUAACUUUUUUUUUUUUUUUACCUGAUAUCAUUUUGAUUUUUAUUAAGUCAUUUCACAUUUAUACGUAAGUUCAAAUUUUUAUAUUUUCUUCCUGAUUAAUUUACGCUACAAUACAGACGUCAGUUUUUAUAGUUGGUUUGUAGUAUUGAAGUAAAACAAAGAUCUAAUGUCAUAUAUUCAUUUGCUGCCAACUGUUUGUAACUGUAUGCAUACAUUUGAAGUAUUUGUAAUGUGAGAUGUUGAACGAAUAAAACAGCUGUGAGGAAGAAA
Molecule: messenger RNA, 5479 nt
Organism: Thunnus maccoyii (southern bluefin tuna)
Lineage: Eukaryota; Metazoa; Chordata; Actinopteri; Scombriformes; Scombridae
Product: cytoplasmic polyadenylation element-binding protein 4-like
Exons: 12
Coding region: 471-2714 (747 amino acids)
Biological process (GO): negative regulation of cytoplasmic translation
Cellular component (GO): nucleus; synapse; cytoplasm
Molecular function (GO): translation factor activity, RNA binding; mRNA regulatory element binding translation repressor activity; mRNA 3'-UTR binding
Source: RefSeq, a predicted model, not a curated record